AUGUUAACCUAAAACUAUUAUGAUUUAAGAGGAGGAGACAAGAUGGGCAGUAACAAUCGAUAGUUAGAGAGAUAUGAGAAAUUAGAGAAGAUUGGAGAAGGAACCUAUGGGGUAGUUUACAAAGCACGUGAUUCAGUGACCAAGGAAUUGGUAGCAUUGAAGAAAAUCAAAUUAGAAAACGAAGAUGAAGGAGUCCCUUCAACAGCAAUGAGAGAGAUUUCAAUUUUGAAAGAACUCUAGCCGCAUCCAAACAUUGUGGGCCUUAAAGAAGUCAUCUAUCAGCCUAAUGAGAAGAAACUCUAUUUAGUGUUUGAGUAUGUUGAGAUGGAUUUCAAGAAAUUCCUUGAUUAGAACAAACACAAUCUAACAUUAAGCCAAAUCAAACAUUUCACAUUCCAAAUCUUAAAUGGUCUCAAUUAUUGUCACUCCAGACGUAUUAUCCACAGAGAUCUCAAGCCAUAAAAUAUCCUAAUUGAUAAAUCAACUGGAAUCAUCAAAUUGGCUGACUUUGGAUUGGCCAGAGCUUUUGGAGUGCCAAUCAAAACACUAACACAUGAAGUCGAAACCCUUUGGUAUCGAGCACCAGAAAUACUGUUAUCUUAAAAACAAUAUUCUUUGGGAGUCGAUAUCUGGUCUGUUGGAUGCAUUCUCACAGAAAUGGUUGAAAAACAUGGGUUAUUUUGUGGGGAUAGUGAAAUUGAUUAAAUCUUUAAGAUCUUUCAAUAUCAUGGAACUCCUACUGUAUAAGAUUGGCCAAAUAUUGCAGAUCUUCCAGAUUUCAAACCAACAUUCCCCAGAUUUAGAGCUACACCUCCAGAGCAAUUUUUCAAAAAUUUUGAAAAAAAUGGAUUAGAUCUAGUUACAAAAAUGAUUGCUCUUGAUCCUGCUAAGAGAAUCUAUGUUAAGGAAGCUAUGAAACAUCCAUUCUUUGAUGACUUAAACAAGGAGGAUUUAAUUAAAUACUUUCCCCCUGGACAACAAAAUUUAGCAAUGUAAUAUGGAAAAUGAACAUUAAUUAAACAUAAUAUUAAUAUGAUCAAUUUGAAUAAA
Molecule: messenger RNA, 1050 nt
Organism: Paramecium tetraurelia
Lineage: Eukaryota; Ciliophora; Oligohymenophorea; Peniculida; Parameciidae
Exons: 5
Biological process (GO): protein phosphorylation; regulation of gene expression; regulation of G2/M transition of mitotic cell cycle
Cellular component (GO): cytoplasm; nucleus; cyclin-dependent protein kinase holoenzyme complex
Molecular function (GO): ATP binding; cyclin binding; cyclin-dependent protein serine/threonine kinase activity
Source: RefSeq, a predicted model, not a curated record